UCUGGGCUUCCUGGCUGGAUAUGGCAUCAUGGGGUUGUAUGCCUCGGUGGUGUUGGUGAUUGGGAAGUUUGUCAGAGAGUUCUUCAGUGGGAUCAGUCACUCCAUCAUGUUCGAGGAGCUGCCCUGUGUGGACCGCAUCCUCAAACUCUGCACCGACAUCUUCCUGGUGAGAGAGACAGGUGAGCUGGAGUUGGAGGAGGAGCUUUACGCCAAACUGAUCUUCCUGUAUCGAUCACCAGAGACUCUGAUCAAAUGGACACGACGCUGACCUCAUUGAUCAUUCCCAUUCUUUUUAUAAAUAUUGGUUAUUAGGUCAUCACAGACCUGGACAUCGUCAGCCGACAGUGAGUUGAACAUUUGGUUCCUCAAGCGUUCUUAAAGUGUUACACAGGGAACCUCAAGGGAUUGCUUUGCAGACGUUCUCCAGACAUUACUGUAAAGAACGAAGGAACUGUCAGUGAUGGUAGUUAAAGAACCAGACUGGAACUUAAACAGGACUGUUUACAGAACGUUAUUUAAAGAUUUCAAGAAACUGGAAUUUGAGAGAACAUUACUGAAACAUUUCUUGAACGUUAGUGUAAUGUUACUGUAAUUUUACUGGAACAUCACCUGCUAGGUGACCAAUGGGAGCAGCUGGGAGGCGGAGCUAAGGCUGAGAGCAAACUUCUAAUGAAAUCCAAACUGACCUCAGGACAGUGUCACACAGCGGACACUGUCAUGGGCAUAUUAUAAUAUUAAGUAUUGAUUAAUGAUUAUCAGUAACUGCAGGGAUAUGUCAGAUCCUGGAAAACCUGGAAUUAUUUAAUGCAGCUUUCAAGUCAUGGAAAAGUCCUGGAAGAUGCCACAUCUGAACAAAAUGUCCUGGAAAACAACAAGGAACUGAAACUAGACAACAACUAAAACAAAUUCAUAUUUUUCCAGGACCUUUUCAAUGACUUCAUGUAAGGGAACUCUGCUACACAGAGGAAGUGACAGCUAUAAAAACUGAUGUGUGAAUCAGCAAUCGAAGUCCCCGCACAGUCACACAGCUGCUUUCACUUAUUUUUUACUUAUUUUACUUUAAUGUUUACAGGACAAACCUCAGUAUUUAUCUUAGUGCGUCGUGAGCAUUAUUUUAACUGUAAUUAGCUCUGUCUUAGCUCGAUAUAAACUGUACAUCAACUGUAGUUUAAAGUAGCUUUACUUUAGCUUUAGCUAAACUGGCAAAGCCAGUAAAGUAGCUUUUAGCCCUACAUCAGCUCAACAACAGCUCUGGUAUUUAUGUUAUAUCUGCAUUUCCACAGCAGGAACUUUUCCAGCGGACCAAGAACUUGUUGAUAGGGGUGGGCAUUUUGAUACCUAAAAUAUCGAUAAAUAUUCAAAAACACUGAUACCAAAAUAUAGACUCUUUAUACCAAUACUAAGUCUUGUUUUGAGUAUUGAUAAUAGCACCAAAAGGGUCAUUAUCAAAACAGCAGAUCCAUCUCAUUCAUUUGGCAGACGCUUUUAUCCAAAGCAGAGCCCCAAACUACAAUUUUUACCCACCUAAUCAAAUAAAAAUUACCAGAAGAGUAAAAAAAAUGCCUCAUUCGAAGGAACGUGAACAUGUACUAAAAGCAGCCAAACAAUGAUGCAUUGCCAUCAUAAAUCACAACUCACUGCCCUGCCCUACCUGAUUGGCGACUGUGGCACAGUUGGGGGUCGUCAACUCAUCGCAGAGUUGGUGGUUCAAUCCCCAGCUCCUCCUGUGUUGUGGUGGCCUUGGGCAACCCUAACCUCACAGAUAAAAUGUAAAUGAUAGUACAUUGACCAAAAGUAUCAACAUCACUGAUUUAGCUCGACAUCACUUCUAUGUAAGGUCUACAUUAGCUCCACAUUGUCACUGUUAGCUCUAUGUUAUGUGAGUCAUUCAUUAGACCUGUGCUCAGGUGUAAGAUGCCCCCCCUUAAAAUCAGCCCAUUGUGGACAUGACCCCUGGCUGUUCAAAUAGUCACAACAUGACACUGGAAUCAUAAACACAGAGAAUAUUUCGUCCACAUCGCCUCCUAAUGACAGAAAACUGGAAGUAAAUCUAUCUCUGUUAGAUUGUGUUGUUGUUUCAAGGCAUUACAGUGAAGGUCUUUCUGUUUACGUCACUUUAUCUGAUUGAUAUUAACCGUAAGCUCAGUGUUUCCUUUGAAUAUUUGAAACAGACAGUGAAUAUAUGAAAAUAAA
This is a messenger RNA of Xiphias gladius (swordfish), 2193 nucleotides long. RefSeq names its product piezo-type mechanosensitive ion channel component 1-like. Lineage: Eukaryota; Metazoa; Chordata; Actinopteri; Istiophoriformes; Xiphiidae. The coding region runs from base 29 to 268 and encodes 79 amino acids. The record is from RefSeq and is a predicted model, not a curated record. The transcript has 3 exons.